AACUCUUUAGUUUACCUAUAACUCCACGACUACCGGAACUACUGAAUUAACAAAAAAAGGGUUCUCUUUAUGAUUUCAGGAUUUCCAACUGACUGUUGUCUCUAUGACAACAUAGUUGUUUCAGCCACGAAACGGUAGCUAGCUGGUAAUCAAACGAUUUAACGUGCCAGUGAUAGCGUCUAAAUUGUAUUAUCUAGUCUACUACAAUAAACAAUUAAUUUAGCUAGCUUUUAGAGGUUCAGUUAGCAUGGUAGCCCAAUGGUAAACAGCAAUUAUUUGGUAAAAUACUACUUGGCUGUUUUCGUCAUGCUCUCCAUGCGAUAGCUAACAUUAGCAUCCGCUUGUUUAACAAGAUUCGUUGAUCUGACAUGAAUGAGCACACUGGUUAGCUAGCUAACUAACUUUGGUUGGUGGAAGAAGUGGCCAUGACAGUACUGUCAGUGUGGUCUCUCUCCAUCCCUCUACCAGCAGUGCUGAUUAUAGCAGUCAGUUUCUACUUGCUAAUGCUGCUGGUGGCGCUUUGGUGUCGACAUUGCCUUAAAGCCCAGUGCUCCCCUCAGUGCUGUGACUGCUGUGCUGACGUCAGCCCCUGUGAAUACUGCCUGGCGUGUGCGGAGUCAUGUGACUGCCGUCCGCCGUCCCUGCGCUCCUGUCUCAACCAGACCUGCCCCCCUCCCUCUUGCGCCAUGUGUGACUGCGCGUGCACCUGCCAGCCCCCCGACUGCGAGUCCGUCAACUGCCUGUGCUUCGAGAUCAAGUUCAGAUAGCGGGAGCCUGGAGACCACGCAGAAGCACCUGAAACGGCACGUACAGACUGGCGCUAACACUGCGCUUAAAUGAGCUCAUACUCCUGAAACAGCAGGUACAGACUGGCGCUAACACUGCGCUUAAAUGAGCUCAUACUCCUGAAACAGCAGGUACAGACUGGCGCUAACACUGUGCUUAAAUGAGCUCAUACUCCUAAAACAGCAGGUACAGACUGGCGCUAACACUGCGCUUAAAUGAGCUCAGACUCCUGAAACAGCAGGUACAGACUGGCGCUAACACUGUGCUUAAAUGAGCUCAGACUCCUGAAACAGCAGGUACAGACUGGCGCUAACACUGCGCUUAAAUGAGCUCAGACUCCUGAAACAGCAGGUACAGACUGGCGCUAACACUGCGCUUAAAUGAACUCUAGACUCCUGAAACAGCAGGUACAGACUGGCGCUAACACUGUGCUUAAAUGAGCUCAGACUCCUGAAACAGCAGGUACAGACUGGCGCUAACACUGUGCUUAAAUGAGCUCAGACUCCUGAAACAGCAGGUACAGACUGGCGCUAACACUGUGCUUAAAUGAGCUCAGACUCCUGAAACAGCAGGUACAGACUGGCGCUAACACUGUGCUUAAAUGAGCUGAGACUCCUGAAACACCACCUACAGGCUGGCACAUCUACACGUAAAUAGCAGCACUGAUUGGUGACCCGAAAACAUUUUCUUGAUCCCUGUAAUCAAUAUUUGCAGUAACACAUUCGUCUCUUCUCGUCAAGCUGAAAAUGUCACAGAUGACUGCAGGAUAUGCCUCCUACCUACACGAGAUCCACAACCUGCUUACUGCGUUAUGUGGAAGUGUAUCGCGCACGAGCCAGACCAGCUGAACAAAAGUGUAUCAUAGUUUCCCAAACAUUAAUGAUGCUUUAAUUCAGCGGUGUCAAACUUAAGUCCUGGAGGGCCGCGAUGUCUGUAGAUUUAACUCCAGUCCUGAAGGGCCACAGUGUCUGCGGGUUUAACUCCAGUCCUGAAGGGCUGCGAUGUCUGCGGGUUUAACUCCAGUCCUGAAGGGCUGCGAUGUCUGUAGAUUUAACUCCAGUCCUGGUGGGCCGCGGUGUCUGUAGAUUUAACUCCAGUCCUGGUGGGCCGCGGUGUCUGUAGAUUUAACUCCAGUGCUGGUGGGUCGCGGUGUCUGUAAAUGUAACUCCAGUGCUGAGGGGCUGCAGUGUCUGUAGAUUUAACUCCAGUCCUAGAGGGCCGCAGCGCCUGCUGGCUUUUGGUGUGUUUCAGCACCAGUGAUUCGUUUAAGUCACUGGUUGGCUAAACUGUUCACACACCCCUUGUUCUCAAGGUUUUAAUUAGUUGCUGCACAUGCAGACACUGCAGUCCUCUCCAGGACUGGCGUUUGAGACCCCUGCCUUAAUUUGUCAGCAUGAAAUCUUAAUCAUUUACUUUGAAACAUUGCAGAUGCUCUCAAAGCACACUUCUGCAUGCACACAUUAAUUAAACUUGACAUGGCUUUGCAUUGUCAGCUGCAGUUUAUGGUUCAUCCUUCUGAAAUGCACAGUUUACAGGCACAUUUUCGUGAAUCAACAUGUCUGUUCACACAGUUCUGGCAGAAUUAGACUUUUAAAAACUCAUUCUGCAGGUAACUGUACAUAAGUGCAGUUCAAAAUGUACACCAGUGUCUCCGAGUGCUGUUUAUUAUUUUGUAAAUAUCUGCCGUUUUGACUAUUCUAAGGCAGUUGUUUUGACUGACAAACCUUUUCUUAUGAAUUGUUUUUAAAAUACUUGAACACAUGAGCUCAACAUCCCUAUUAAUGAUAGAAAUUACUGUACAACUGCUGGUCAUUAACAGCUGCUGUCCAUGGCCUUAAUAACUGUUUGAGAGCAGCCAUAACAUUUCUACAUAGUCAAUACUUCUAGCUUUUUCCAAGUAUUUAGUUUAAAUCCAUUUUUAUGUUUAAAUUCGUGAUCUAUCUUUGAAUACCUUGUACAUAUUUUUUAUUCAAAUUAAAAAAAAUUUUUUUUAAAUACACACUGAGCAUUUUUUUCUU
Molecule: messenger RNA, 2804 nt
Organism: Anguilla rostrata (American eel)
Lineage: Eukaryota; Metazoa; Chordata; Actinopteri; Anguilliformes; Anguillidae
Exons: 5
Coding region: 426-767 (113 amino acids)
Source: RefSeq, a predicted model, not a curated record